GACGUGGGUUUCACCAAAGUGGUAAACGUCUUGGACCUGCAUUCUGACCCGCCCCGAUGCAACUGAAGUACUGUUCGAAGCAUCUUUUGACCAAACUCACUCAUCCCCGUGCCAUCACCGGAGCUCCGCCUGGCGGGCUGUUACAGGUCAACUCCUGCAAGUAUUUAGUACAUUCAUAGAGACAAAGAAUGUCCCUUUCCCCGGCCUUACCCGACGUGGAAUAAACUCAAGUAGUGGUUUAUGAAGCCACAAAUCAUCUCAAGGAUCGAUCCCGGGCUAGGUUUACCAUAACACUCAAGGGGAAGUCAGUGGGCGGAAAUGUACUACAAUUAUGAUUUGAGCCCACUUACUUAAUUUUAACGUCUUAUAUAUCGGAUGUAGUUUGUAGAGACACACACGACAUGGUAAACGCACCAGGGGGAUUAUCUUCUGUGUUUAUGAAGGAGUCGUUCCAGGCGAUAGUCGGUUGACAGCUCGACGUUUACCCUUCUUGCGUUGAGUCAUGAUGACGUCAGGAAUGUAUACAACGUUGAGGUCGCUCGCCCCCUUUCUUCUCCUGCUCCCCCUCGCGUCUGGGUGUGGUCGGGGUGUGGUCCACAUCAAGGACAACGAGUACCGGGGAAUGCUGAUAGCCAUAGAGGACUCUGUGCCCGAGGACUACUCACUGAUCGAGAAACUACAGAGCAUUUUCACCAACGCGUCGCAGUACCUGUACAGAGUUACACGACAGCGGGCAUAUUUCGGUGACAUCACGAUCCUGGUCCCAAGGUCAUGGUCAGACAGACCCCAGUAUGAACCACAGACCAAAGAGACUGUAGAUAAAAGCGAUAUUCUUAUUGACCAAUCAGAUGACAGAUUCAGCCAUGGCAAUCGACCUUUCGUAAUUAAGACGACACCUUGCGGCGAGCUGGGACACUACAUGCAUCUGACCCCAGCGUACGUUUUGAACGACACCGUUGCUGCUCCAUACGGCCCAUACGACAAGACCAUCAUACAUGAGUGGGGACAUCUCCGAUACGGGGUAUUUGAUGAGUACUCGGAUGAAAGGUCUUCUCAGCAGUUUUAUGCUGCGAGUAAUGGCGAGAUAGAAGGCAUCCGUUGCUCGACGGCGAUACGAGGUCGCUUCUAUGAUGUGGUCCGACAGACGGAGGGCUGUAGAUACCAGGACGGACUUCCGGACGGGAACUGCCGAUUCCAACCCUACACAGAAGACACACGGGGAGAGCACGGCUCCCUGAUGUACUCCCAGCAGCUGCAGCAUAUCGUCCACUUCUGUGACAACGACCCGUCAUCUCCUCUCACCCUCCACAACCGACAGGCCACAAACAAACAGAAUCAGAUGUGUGAUGGCCGGAGUGUGUGGGAGGUGAUGAGAGAGCAUGGUGAUUUCGAGAAGAAUUUCAACCCUCCCCACAACGUGACGUCGACAGUGCCGACGUUCCGCCUGGUCAAGGAGAGCACCAAGCGGACAGUAUUGGUGCUGGACACAUCCGGGAGCAUGGACUCUUUCGAUAGGAUCUCAAAACUCGCCAGAGCGGCAUCCAACUACAUCUCUCGCGUCCUGGAGGACGGGGAGCAACUUGGAAUUGUCUGGUUCGACCGGCAAGCCACCAUCAGGUCUAGUCUGCUCGUUGUCAACAACCAGACGAGGUCUGAACUUUUACAACAUGUUCCCAAAACUGCUUCUGGCGCAACCAGCAUCGGAGACGGCAUCCUGAAGGGCCUGGAGGUUCUGGCAUCUACCCCGGGUGGGAACAUGAUCCUCUUGUCAGACGGGAUAGAGACCCACCCUCCCUACAUCCGGGACGUCUUGCAACAGAUUGUUGAUGCUAACGUGACUGUUGAUACGAUUGCUGUGGGCGCCAGUGCCGAUGAACAGCUGGAGAUGUUGGCACAGACGACGGGCGGUAUCAGUUUCUUCCAUUCCGAUAGCGACAUCUCCAACGCUCUCAACGACGCCUUCAUAGCUUCUGCGGAGCAUGGCAAAUCUGCCCGUCAGAGAGUCUUGCAGCUGCUCAGCCAAUCGUUGCUCCUACAGGCCGGCGAGAGUCACAAUGACGUCAUCUUCUUUGAUUCGUCCAUCGGUGACAACACCGACAUUACCAUUGGCUACAACACUACAGUCCCGCGGGUUGUCAUGGUGACCCCUGGCGGUCGUGUACUGAACUCCUCGUCCCCUGAAUAUACCAACGAGGCUUCCUUCAACACGUCAAACUUUCAUUUCAAGGGCUACGAAGAGACUGGCGGUCUCGCUGUGAACAUCACCAACACGCACGAGGAGAUCCAGGUGGUGACCUUCACCGUGUCCACACGUGUCAGGCAAGGUCAACCGGCACCCAUUUUGGCACAUGCGCAGUGGGGUAGAUCAAGUGUUGCCUUCCCGCUCUUCCAGAAUCUCUUUAUCAGCGUAUCGCAGGGGUUGUCCCCCUUGCUGAAAGCGACGGUGAAGGCCACGUUGGAACAGCCAGGGUUGACGGAGGGGGAGGCGACAAGGGUCCCUCUCAUGGUCAGGGACAACGGUGCAGGCGCUGAUGCGACAAAGGAUGAUGGCAUCUACUCGGCUUACGUCACCAAUUUCACCAACAAUGGCCGCUACUACGUCACCGUAACUGUCAACGACAAUGCAGCGACUGUGGUUGCUACGGAUCGUGUGGUUGGUGUGGGGGCAGCGGUGGUGGAUGACGGAGGGGUGACGUCAAAUACACAACAGACUGUGGAGCACUUCCAGAGGUCAACGUCCGCUGGAUCAUUCAGUCUCACGGGCUUCGCUCCUGGCACUGACAUAUUGCCACCUUGCAAGAUUUCCGACCUCCAGGUGACCUCUGUAGGAUACAAGGUGGUUCGGCUGGAGUGGACGGCACCCGGAGACGAUCUCGACACUGGCACAGCCACCACGUAUGAGCUGUGGAUGAGUACUGAGUUUGACCCACUGUAUGAAAACCACACGCUGACCACACCAGUGACCGGAGAGAUGUUGGCCGAGGGAGAUAUUAUGAGCCCCGCGGCGUCCGGGACGGCAGAAUCCAUCGUUGUCAAACUAGAUAGGGACGGUGAUGUGACGUAUUAUUUCACCAUACUUGCAACCGAUGACGUCGAACUGCGAGGACCACGCUCCAACAUCGUCAGCGUUUCCAUGAAGCACGUACAGCAGCCUGAUGAUGUCAACGUGGCACUGAUUGCUGGGAUAGUGACGGGCGUCUGUGUCCUGGUGGUUUUCGUUGCCGUAGCAAUUGGCGUAGUGAUACACCGGAAGAAGAGAAGGGGAUUCAUCGUCACAAUCAGGAAGAAGUACCUGGGUUGAUAUUAGUGAUACUCAUCCUAUUGAUUCCAUCUAAACAUUUACAGAAACUGACUACAGUCUGGCUUUCACGUACUUCUGGGAACAAGUAUUAGUUUUUAACGAAUUUCCUUCACACUUCAGUUACUAGUGAAGCUUGGUUAACAUUUGUUUUUCCUAUAGUGACGCAUAUACAGACAAACUGUUUUCUGAUCAUGGAGUGAGACUGCUUCAGCACGUGACUAAUGUGUGGUAUUGUCACGUGUUGAUUCCCAAGUUGUAACGCGAAGGUUAACCAGACAUCGGUACGUACAGAACUAGCUUGUGAAGUCAAUAAAUAACCACACAAGAUUAAUGGGGAAUCAACAAAUUAUUUAAAAACACAGGAUUUGUGUUACAAUGAUCAAAGGUAAUACAAAGGGCCAAUGUGUGGCGGCAGCUACAAAUAACAGGCCUUAUUACAGAAGUCAGUGCACUCAGAAAUGGCCGGAAGUCGUCACAGUCGACUGUCUUGAAUGAGGCGCGUGCUCCGUUCUUUAAUCCAGGAACCAGUGUUGGAAUCGGGCAGAAAGAGACACGUAUCCUGUCUACACUGGGCAAGUAGAUAAGUUAAGUCUUAGGAUUCGUCCUCACCCUCGUCUUGCUCUUAUAUAUAUAAGUACAGCAAACCUUCUAGAAACUGCUAUCUCAAAUCGUCUCGAAUCAUAUAGUGAUUCGACAACCUUAAAACAAGCUCCUCACAGGGGAGGGAAACGAUGGUGUCAAGCGUUGGGAAGGAGUUUGGACUAUGAACAACCACAACUAAAUUUAUAGCUGUCAAGGUCACCACAACAACUCAAUAUUGUACGAGCGCCUCAAUCAAUUUGCUGCCACUUUCAAUCAACACUGCGCCAUCAGCCUUCAAACAGCAACAGCUACUAAAUGUUUUUAUCCGUUAUGUAGCAGUGCAAAUGUACUACUCAAAUGAAAUUAAAGAACACCCAAUUUUUUUCUUUUUUACUGUAUCUGAAUAAAAAUACGUGUGGAAAGGGUGUAAUCUGG
Haliotis rufescens (red abalone) is the source of this 4318-nucleotide messenger RNA. RefSeq names its product calcium-activated chloride channel regulator 3A-1-like. The transcript is spliced from 17 exons. Gene Ontology annotation, molecular function: protein binding. NCBI's taxonomy places the organism in Eukaryota, Metazoa, Mollusca, Gastropoda, Lepetellida, Haliotidae. The coding region runs from base 503 to 3301 and encodes 932 amino acids. The record is from RefSeq and is a predicted model, not a curated record.